Messenger RNA from Candida tropicalis MYA-3404, 867 nucleotides. RefSeq names its product mitochondrial 54S ribosomal protein uL5m. Gene Ontology annotation, cellular component: cytosolic large ribosomal subunit; ribosome. NCBI's taxonomy places the organism in Eukaryota, Fungi, Ascomycota, Pichiomycetes, Serinales, Debaryomycetaceae. Bases 1 to 867 code for a protein of 288 amino acids. Gene Ontology annotation, biological process: translation. The record is from RefSeq and is a predicted model, not a curated record. The transcript has a single exon. Gene Ontology annotation, molecular function: structural constituent of ribosome; RNA binding.
AUGAAUAGACAGUUCAUUCGUUCAUUUUCUAAAUCCAGUAUAAUAUUGAAACCUGGUUAUUCGACUGUUCAGCCAGUGCAUCAUUUAGUCAAAGUUGACAAGGCUAAAUUGAAACCAGUUUAUGAAGAAGUCUUGGUUCCAAAAGAUGACAUUCAAUCCAACAAAUUCAAACCAACAGAAGUAGCUCAAGACAGAGUUCAAGAAUAUUACGACAAUGUAUUGGCAUCUGAUUUAUUGUUGCAUUUAUAUGACCAUGAAGCCAAAACUAUUGUUGGUAACAAGAAGCGUACCUGGGGUACCGACUCUCCAUAUAAGUUGUACCGUGAAUUGCGUAAACCUGUUGGAAGCACAAGACCAACCAAGAAUAUUAAUCCAAUAAAACAUACUAAUAUCCCAAAAUUAGAAAGUAUCGUCAUUCAAUCUUAUAAUAAGAAAUCUUUGGACUCACCAUGGUUGAAUAUCACCACUAGAUUGCAACUAGCCACUAUCACAAAUGUUAAACCAAAAAUCCUUUAUGGUAAAUCCAAUAUUUUACCAUGGAAAGUAAGAGUUGGUAGAGCUUGUGGUGCUAAAGUUGAAUUAGUUGACAGAGAUAUGUCUCAGUUUAUUAGUACUUUGACUGAAUUGGUUUUACCAAGAAUUAGAGCAUUUAAAGGAAUUCCAAUCACUUCAGGUGACAAAAAUGGUAACAUUACUAUGGGUUUGACUCCAGAAGAUUGUAAACUUUUCCCAGAAUUGGAGCAUUUCCAAGAAUUGUUUCCAAACUUGAAUGGUUUGAAUAUUACUUUCAAGACCACCGCACAAACCGAUGCUCAUGCUAAAACUUUACUUAGUUGUUAUGGGUUCCCAUUUUCUAAGAGUCAAUAG